Messenger RNA from Pecten maximus, 4371 nucleotides. Its product is annotated as baculoviral IAP repeat-containing protein 7-B-like. The record is from RefSeq and is a predicted model, not a curated record. The transcript is spliced from 2 exons. NCBI's taxonomy places the organism in Eukaryota, Metazoa, Mollusca, Bivalvia, Pectinida, Pectinidae. Bases 66 to 497 code for a protein of 143 amino acids.
UGUCUAAUUCAUUCCCAACUGGUGAACUGAGUGUGUCAUCAACACCAAAUGCACCAACAGGUUUCAUGGGCCUGUCAACUGGUCCCUCGAGUUCUGGGGUAUCAUCAGGAAUGCCUCCACUGGGUUCUACUGAUAGAGAUCAAACAGCACUUAAAUCUGUGGCGUUGUCAUCCACAACAUCAGCGUCAUCAAAACCAUCUGUAAAGUCAACAGCGGAGCAGACAGCAAAGCCCAGCUCGUCGGGGACAAGCACAGGGCAGCCUGCUUCUGCUUCAGGGUCGAGUGAAGUCGGCUCAGAUAUAAAGAGUAUAAUUGAAGAAAACCAGAAGUUGAAAGACGAGAGGACAUGUAAGAUAUGUAUGGAUGAGGAGGUCAGUAUAUUGUUUCUACCCUGUGGUCACAUGGCUUGCUGUGCUGGCUGUUCUGUCAGUGUCAACGACUGUCCUAUCUGCCGAGCAGACAUCGCCCAGAGGGUAAAGGCUUACUGGAGUCUCUGACAUUGUUAAACUGUGGUCUUAUGAUCGGGAAAAUAUACAAAGUUAUUAUAAAUCAUAAAUCAUUCAUGAUAUUUCAUUGUUUGCUUAAGUCAGUCAUGUAGAUGUGUGACUUUUCUUUUUAUGAGGCUAGUUUUUAUCUCGCCUGCGAUGAAGUCCUAAAGCGAGUCAAUGAUAAAUAUUCCUGCGGCAAUGGAUAGUAGGUUGUUGCUGUGUGCGGUAUAUGUUGUCUGCUACGCUACAUGUGCUUGGGUAAUUUAUAAGGUAUAGGGGUCGGGUGGGGCCCUAUGUCUGGGUAAUUUGUCAGUAUAACAUAUAGGGGUCGGGUGGGGCCCUAUGUCUGGGUAAUUAAUCAGUAUAAGGGUCAGGUAGGGCCCUAUGUCUGGGUAAUUUGUCAGUAUAAGGGUCAGGUAGGGCCCUAUGUCUGGGUUAUUUGUCAGUAUAACAUAUAGGGGUUAGGCAGGGCCCUAUGUCUGGGUAAUUAUUCAGUAUAAGGGUCAGGUAGGGCCCUAUGUCUGGGUAAUUAAUCAGUAUAAGGGUCAGGCAGGGCCCUAUGUCUGGGUAAUUAUUCAGUAUAAGGGUCAGGUAGGGCCCUAUGUCUGGGUAAUUAAUCAGUAUAAGGGUCAGGUAGGGCCCUAUGUCUGGGUAAUUAAUCAGUAUAGGGGUCGGGUGGGGCCCUAUGUCUGGGUAGUUAAUCAGUAUAGGGGUCGGGUGGGGCCCUAUGUCUAGGUAAUUUAUAAGGUAUAGGGGUCGGGUGGGGCCCUAUGUCUGGGUAAUUAAUCAGUAUAGGGGUCGGGUGGGGCCCUAUGUCUGGGUAGUUAAUCAGUAUAGGGGUCGGAUGGGGCCCUAUGUCUGGGUAGUUAAUCAGUAUAGGGGUCGGGUGGGGCCCUAUGUCUGGGUAGUUAAUCAGUAUAGGGGUCGGGUGGGACCCUAUGUCUGGGUAGUUAAUCAGUAUAGGGGUCGGGUAGGGCCUAUGUCUGGGUAAUUAAUCAGUAUAGGGGUCGGGUGGGGCCCUAUGUCUGGGUAGUUAAUCAGUAUAAGGGUCGGGUAGGGCCCUAUGUCUGGGUAGUUAAUCAGUAUAGGGGUCGGGUGGGGCCCUAUGUCUGGGUAGUUAAUCAGUAUAGGGGUCGGGUGGGGCCCUAUGUCUGGGUAGUUAAUCAGUAUAGGGGUCGGGUGGGGCCCUAUGUCUGGGUAGUUAAUCAGUAUAGGGGUCGGGUGGGGCCCUAUGUCUGGGUAGUUAAUCAGUAUAGGGGUCGGGUGGGGCCCUAUGUCUGGGUAGUUAAUCAGUAUAGGGGUCGGGUGGGGCCCUAUGUCUGGGUAGUUAAUCAGUAUAGGGGUCGGGUGGGGCCCUAUGUCUGGGUAGUUAAUCAGUAUAGGGGUCGGGUGGGGCCCUAUGUCUGGGUAGUUAAUCAGUAUAGGGGUCGGAUGGGGCCCUAUGUCUGGGUAGUUAAUCAGUAUAGGGGUCGGGUGGGGCCCUAUGUCUGGGUAGUUAAUCAGUAUAGGGGUCGGGUGGAGCCCUAUGUCUGGGUAAUUUAUAAGGUAUAGGGGUCGGGUGGGCCCCUAUGUCUAGGUAAUUUAUAAGGUAUAGGGGUCGGGUGGGGCCCUAUGUCUGGGUAAUUUAUAAGGUAUAGGGGUCAGGUAGGGCCCUAUGUCUGGGUAAUUUAUAAGGUAUAGGGGUCAGGUGGAGCCCUAUGUCUGGGUAGUUAAUCAGUAUAGGGGUCGGGUGGAGCCCUAUGUCUGGGUAAUUUAUAAGGUAUAGGGGUCGGGUGGGGCCCUAUGUCUGGGUAAUUAAUCAGUAUAGGGGUCGGGUGGGGCCCUAUGUCUGGGUAAUUAAUCAGUAUAAGGGUCAGGUAGGGCCCUAUGUCUGGGUAAUUUGUCAGUAUAACAUAUAGGGGUCAGGUAGGGCCCUAUGUCUGGGUAAUUAAUCAGUAUAAGUGUCAGGUAGGGCCCUAUGUCUGGGUAAUUUGUCAGUAUAACAUAUAGGGGUUAGGCAGGGCCCUAUGUCUGGGUAAUUAAUCAGUAUAAGGGUCAGGCAGGGCCCUAUGUCUGGGUAAUUAAUCAGUAUAAGGGUCAGGUAGGGCCCUAUGUCUGGGUUAUUUGUCAGUAUAACAUAUAGGGGUUAGGCAGGGCCCUAUGUCUGGGUAAUUAAUCAGUAUAAGGGUCAGGCAGGGCCCUAUGUCUGGGUAAUUUGUCAGUAUAACGUAUAGGGGUUAGGCAGGGCCCUAUGUCUGGGUUAUUUGUCAGUAUAACAUAUAGGGGUUAGGCAGGGCCCUAUGUCUGGGUAAUUUGUCAGUAUAACGUAUAGGGGUCAGGCAGGGCCCUAUGUCUGGGUAAUUAAUCAGUAUAAGGGUCAGGCAGGGCCCUAUGUCUGGGUAAUUAAUCAGUAUAAGGGUCAGGUAGGGCCCUAUGUCUGAGGGGAAGGUGCCCUUUAUUAAUCUCUGUCUGUAAUUUUAAUAUUUUUAGUGUGAUUUACAUGAAAUUUGGUCAAGAUGUUCAGUUUACACAGUUUUGUAGCUUGUUAUUCGACCUUUAAUUUGUGGUGUUGUAUGUAAUAUAGUCAUUAUGAAUUAAUUAAUGAUCAAUACAAUUUUUCCUACCAUGACGGUGUAUGAAAGACGUCACAACCUAAUUACGGGAUGAGAAUCAUGAACAUCAAGCCAAGUUCUGUUGAGUGUUACGUUUUGUUGAGCGAGAUUUGUUUGUGCAUAUUUACAUUCCUUAUUGUAUGUGCCUGCAUAUAUAACCUAUCUAGUAAACCAAAUUGUAAAAUUAUACUUAGCUGCAGUUUACAGUGAUUCUAUCGGCGUGUGAUGUACAGUAAUUAACUGUAGUUUACAGUGAUUCUAUCGGCGUGUGAUGUACAGUAAUUAGCUGCAGUUUACAGUGAUUCUAUCGGCGUGUGAUGUACAGUAAUUAGCUGCAGUUUACAGUGAUUCUAUCGGCGUGUGAUGUACAGUAAUUAGCUGCAGUUUACAGUGAUUCUAUCGGCGUGUGAUGUACAGUAAUUAGCUGUAGUUUACGGUGAUUCUAUCGGCGUGUGAUGUACAGUAAUUAGCUGUAGUUUACAGUGAUUCUAUCGGCGUGUGAUGUACAGUAAUUAGCUGCAGUUUACAGUGAUUCUAUCGGCGUGUGAUGUACAGUAAUUAGCUGCAGUUUACAGUGAUUCUAUCGGCGUGUGAUGUACAGUAAUUAGCUGCAGUUUACAGUGAUUCUAUCGGCGUGUGAUGUACAGUAAUUAGCUGCAGUUUACAGUGAUUCUAUCGGCGUGUGAUGUACAGUAAUUAGCUGCAGUUUACAGUGAUUCUAUCGGCGUGUGAUGUACAGUAAUUAGCUGUAGUUUACGGUGAUUCUAUCGGCGUGGUAUGUACAGUAAUUAGCUGCAGUUUACAGUGAUUCUAUCGGCGUGUGAUGUACAGUAAUUAGCUGCAGUUUACAGUGAUUCUAUCGGUGUGUGAUGUACAGUAAUUAGCUGCAGUUUACAGUGAUUCUAUCGGUGUGUGAUGUACAGUAAUUAGCUGUAGUUUACAGUGAUUCUAUCGGCGUGUGAUGUACAGUAAUUAGCUGUAGUUUACGGUGAUUCUAUCGGUGUGUGAUGUACAGUGUUCACAAAAUCAAAUCAGUGUUUACCUUCUCAGAUCACGAUUAAGAACAAUUUUCUUUGCAAAUGGUAAUUUUCAGAAAUUAUCUUUUUAAUUGACUGCAGAAAAUACUACAUGGAUUUUUAGCUUAUUUCAGAUAUCAGGUAUCAACUGUUGUGCAUUGGCCUUGAACAUUUUUCACACAGAGUGAUGAAACUUGUGUGGAAUGACAAGUUGAAGGACCAAUUAUUCAUAUGUUUUAAUUGAAAUAAAAUGCAAGAUUGUCACCAUCUUCAAAA